Mesoplodon densirostris (Blainville's beaked whale) is the source of this 411-nucleotide messenger RNA. RefSeq names its product S100 calcium binding protein A12 (gene S100A12). Bases 1 to 411 code for a protein of 136 amino acids. Lineage: Eukaryota; Metazoa; Chordata; Mammalia; Artiodactyla; Ziphiidae. The transcript is spliced from 3 exons. Gene Ontology annotation, molecular function: calcium ion binding; RAGE receptor binding. Gene Ontology annotation, cellular component: extracellular exosome; cytoplasm. The record is from RefSeq and is a predicted model, not a curated record. Gene Ontology annotation, biological process: endothelial cell migration; antimicrobial humoral immune response mediated by antimicrobial peptide; positive regulation of canonical NF-kappaB signal transduction.
AUGAGAGAAGUUUCUUCACUCGAGGUCAAAGGUGACACCUGCCUUAUAAAAACCUCCCUGGCUCAGGGCUCCUCACCAGUGUUGCUGCCUCCACACUUCUGUGCAUUGAGAGGUGAAUGUGAAGUUAGGGAGAUGACGAAACUGGAAGACCACCUGGAGGGAAUCAUCAACAUCUUCCACCAAUAUUCCAUUCGGCAGGGGCAUUAUGACACCCUCAACAAGCAUGAGCUGAAGAAGCUGAUCACAAAGGAACUUCCAAAUGCCCUCAAGAACACCAAAGACCAACCUUCCAUUGACAAAGUAUUCCAAGAGCUGGAUGCUGAUAAAGAUGCACAGGUCACCUUUGAGGAAUUCGUAGUCCUGGUGUCCAGGGUGCUGAAGACUGCACAUGAGGCUAUCCACCAAGAGUAG